Molecule: messenger RNA, 2550 nt
Organism: Gavialis gangeticus (Gharial)
Lineage: Eukaryota; Metazoa; Chordata; Crocodylia; Gavialidae
Product: fatty acyl-CoA hydrolase precursor, medium chain-like
Exons: 13
Coding region: 654-2357 (567 amino acids)
Source: RefSeq, a predicted model, not a curated record
GAAAGCAGCUCGUUCUUUUGAGGAUGCUGUGGCAGCUCCUCCACAAACCCUUUCCAGCUUGGUGCACAGAAACAGAAAGUGGCUAUAAUCUGCCCCCCACAUUUCGUGCCAUCCCCGCCAACCCCUCCCUGCCCCAGCAUUUUUUAUCUUGGACAAACAGCCUAAACUUUGAAAAUGCUGCUGUUUAGCUUUAUCUCGGGGUGGGGACAAAUUGUGGGGGUUGGAUCCCUGGAGAGCCCAACAAACUCCCCUGGGUGCAAUGUUGCUUUUCAGUGGGACUGAAUAACACGUUUGUCUGGUUUUGGUUAGUUGUUAAGGAAGCAGCCAGCUGCUGUGAUUUCAGCCAGUAGGUGGUAGAAGUCAAGGGGAGUUUGGGUAAUACCCAGUCUGUGGGAUUAAAAGCAGCUAGAAACUAUGAUUGUGUACUCUUGUUCCUAGUUGAUUUUGUCUGACCUGUGCCAGAUUCAGGUUAAUAAUUAUUUUCCUUUGCAAGAUGCCACAGCAGUCUGCGUUCAGUCGUGGUCUUGACAGUUAAUCCAGAAUAUGUUUGAGACCUGAAUUGCAGCCCCUCAGGCAAAGCUGAUUCACGGUGGAAACUUUGUACCUGAUCUUCCAGCACAUAAAACAAGCUAACCUGUAAUCCCAGCAUAAGAAUGGCAUCUGCUUGUGAGAUUUCAUUGCUUUUUGCACUGAUUUGUGGUACGGGGCUCACUGCUUCUGGGGCUGCAGGACAGGAAGGUGCCCGGCCAGAAGUGGUUGUGUCCCAGGGGCGACUCCAGGGGACACAAGCUCGCGUGAAGGGAACAGACAGACUCGUGAAUGUUUUCCUUGGCAUCCCUUUUGCAAAGCCACCUGUCGGGUCCCUGAGGUUUGCCCCUCCAGAGCCACCUGAACCAUGGACCGAUGUCAGAGAUGCAACUUCCUACCCACCCUUCUGUCCCCAGGACCUGACCUUUCUGAGAAGAAUUCAGCAAACGCGGAAAGAAAAGCACGCUCCUCUCAUAACUUCUGAAGACUGUUUGUUUCUAAAUAUUUAUACUCCCGCCAAUUCAGACGAGAAGACCAAGUUACCUGUGAUGGUGUGGAUCCAUGGAGGCAAUUUUGUAUUUGGUGGGGCGUCCAGGUUUGAUGGGUCAGCACUAUCAGCCUAUGAGGACGUGGUGGUGGUGAUUAUUCAGUACAGAUUAGGUCUGCUUGGAUUCUUUAGUACCGGUGAUGAACAUGCUCGUGGAAACUGGGCAUAUUUGGAUCAAAUAGCAGCUCUCCAGUGGAUUCAGAAAAAUAUUGAGCAUUUUGGAGGCAAUCCAGGAUCUGUUACUAUAUUUGGCGUGUCUGCAGGCUCAGUCUCUGUUUCCGCACUAGUUUUGUCUCCCUUGUCCAAAGGCUUAUUCCAUAAGGCCAUAUCAGAGAGUGGGACUGCACACCUUGUUUCUGCAACCUUACCUUCUGUUGAAGUCGUUGCUCAGAAAGCGGCCAAGUUAUAUGCCUGUGAGACAACCGGUUCAGUUGCCAUUGUUCACUGCUUAAGGCAGAAGACAGAGGAGGAGAUGGUCUUCAACAGUAGUCUGGGACAGGAAGUUCCAAUGAUACCUUUAGUUGUGGAUGGCGUAUUGCUUCACAAGUCACCCAAGGAGCUUCUGGCCAGAAAAGAGUUCAAUGCUGUCCCAUAUAUGAUUGGAGUAACUAACAAUGAAUUUGGAUGGAAUGUGCGCGCUUCAUCCAACAUUCCUGGCCUGAAAGAAGUGGGCAAUAGAGCAUCAAUCAUCUCAACAAUCAAGUUUAUCCAGCCAUGGUUGAGUGUCCCACCUGAAGUUUUGCCUGUGAUAAUCAAUGAAUAUCUAGGAGACACAGAUGACUCUGCUGAGCUGCGAGACAGAUUUCUGGACUUGUUGGGAGAUGCGGCAAUUGUCAUUCCAUCUCUGGAAACACUAAAUUAUCACAGGGAGUCUGGUGCUGCAACUUAUUUGUUUGAAUAUCAGCAUCGUCCAAGUUUAUACAGAGAUACUAAACCCGCAUAUGUGAAAGCUGACCAUGCAGAUGAAGUUGCUUUUGUCUUUGGAGGACCAUACCUGGCAGGUGACAUAUGUCUAUGUGAUGAAGCUACAGAGGAAGAAAAGCGCCUCAGCAGAACUCUAAUGAAAUAUUGGGCUAACUUUGCUCGAAAUGGAAACCCAAAUGGGGAAGGUUUGGCAGAAUGGCCAUCUUAUAACCUGGAUGAAGGAUACCUAGAGAUAAAUCUAGAGCAGAAGAAAGCAAAGCAACUGAAAAAAAAGCGAGUGGAAUUCUGGACAAAGACAGUGCCUGAAAAAAUCAAGGAGAAAAGUGGUGAAGACAAGAAAGAACAUGCAGAGUUGUAGCUUAGCCAGCAUGAACAUGGAAUCAUUAUCAUUUAGGUGUUUACCCGGCUACUCUCAUGACAGAAUAAACGUCUCUUCUAGAGAAAUGAUGUACUGAGAGAUGCUUCAUUCCUUUUUAACUCUUUCCUUUACCAUCUGCAGAUAGAAGAUACCAUGCCAAGCAAUUUACAUUAAAUAAUUCCCUUCUCUAAUU